ACUGUAUUCUAUAGCUUGAGUGCUCUAUGAUGUGUUUGCUUGUUUUGUUAUUUUGGCAUGGUCUUAAACUUAAAUAUUGAAACAGUUACUUUAGUUUUUGGUGCCAGUGACUUGAAUUUUAAAGAGUUUAAUUUUGUAUAAUAAAUGCAGUGUUUUACUGCGUAUUCAAAUUCAACGUUAAUGAUAAGAUUAUAGCUUAUCCAACAUACAUAUUUAACCUCAACAUUUCGAACAGCACCAUGCUGUUUAAGGGGUGGCUUAAGAAUGUUUGAUGACGAUUCUGGACUGUCUUCAACUGAUGAAUUUGGCUGGGAGAAGGCGGAGAUAAAAAGUGAAGAAAAAUUGCAACUUGUAAAUAAUUUCAGAAUGGCGCUUUCUAGUAGAAGCAGUACGUCUUCAGAUGAAAGUGACGAUGAAAGUGAACCUAAAUCGCCCCUUCUCGAAGAAAAUAAGCAUAGUGAUAGUUCUGAUUCAGAAUCAUCAGGGGACAAUUCAUUGAAUUCGAAACAUAAUCCAGAACGUUCAAUUCCAAAAGGUUGUGUGAUAUCAUUAAGCUCUGGGGCACCGCUGCAGACUGAAGAGGUGUCGGGAGUGGACGGGAAGAUGUUUGCCGCAGACGGCUGCAAACCGGCCUUGUGCCUCGAGGACCUGACUGAGGACGAGGAGGUGUACCUGGUGCAGUGUCCCAACAGCGUCCAACCUGAAACUUUAAGAAAUCAGUUGCUGGUGUCGCCUGCUGCCUCGAGGAUAUCGGUUGAUGGCCAGGUGCUGGAAGUGUCAUCGCACAGCCACUGUUCCCAAGCGCUGACCUUUGUACUGCCGUCUCGAGAAGACCACAAUUGCCGACUGGUUCUUGUGAAACCUGCGGGCCAAAUCGUUAUCAGGGAGCACAUCGACGUUCCACAGCCGUCAGCUUCUGUUGCAAAGAAGAGAAAUGUCAUGCUCCCAGUUGGACUCAAGAUGAGGCAUCCUCUUUUGGGAGCAGAUUAUGAAAAGGAAUUAGAAAGCUAUAAUGAGUCACUGCAAAGGCAAGGCAAUAACUCCAAACUAAAGAAGAAGAAAAAGAAACGGAGAAGAGAGAGUGAUGGUGUCGAUAGUGUCAGUAACCUGGAAAGUGUUGAAAAUGUGCAUAGCACCAAAAAGCGAAAACUGUUUUCUAAUAGUAAGCAUGAUAAUUCAUUAAUUUAUAGUGAAAUACCUGUAAAGAGUGAAGAUGUUGGCUUGAUACACAGUGCUGUUGCUGUUAAAGAAUCAAAGAAAAAGUCUAGAAGUGUUGAGGCAACCCAAGAAAAGGAGAGUACAGGAGAAAGUAACAUACUGUUAAAGAAAGUGAAGAUUGAAAGGGAUUCGGAGGUAGAGUCUUCCACAAUGUCGGAUAAUAUAAAAGAACGCAAAAAAAGGAAACGUGAAAGUAGGGAAACCAGUUUUGAAACAUCAGCUGGUUUUUCUGAGACAGAAUUGGUAACAGGCUCAAAGAAAUUGAAGAAGAAGAUAAAGCUUGAAGAAGAGGAAACUGGCCCAGUUGAUACCUGUGGUUGGCUCAUCAGAAAUGAAAAUAUUCAGGCUAUUCAUCACAGUAAAAAAAGCAAAGGGAUUACAGCAUUAACCAACAAGGACAUUGCAGGUGUUUCAGAACCUUCACAAAAUAAUGGAUCACAGUUGGAUACAGAUUCAAGUCAAAUGGAGAGAAAAAAGAAAAAGAACAAAGGGAUGAAAAUCAAAAAGAAGUCACUCGAAGUUAAGGCAAACAAACAUCACACUGUCAUCAGUGUGGAAGUUAAUAAAAAGAAACACAAAGGUAAAGAUAGCAGUUACAGGUUCUCCAUUCCUCUAGACUUUGGAGCGAAAAAUAAAAACAAAACACAUAAACGGAAGUUGUCGUUGACCUUAUGAACUGUUUGUUAUCAGUGCUAUGCUAAUAAGAUUUGUGAAAAAAAAGUUUUUUGAUUUUUAUUUAUUUUACUGAAGUGGGGGGGGGGACAUUUUUUAGGACAUUUUUACUCCUGUGCACAUUUUUAAUAAGAAAUUUCAAAAUUUAUAUAAAAACUUGCACAAUAGUAAUUUUUGUGUUGUUAAUACAUAAUUAUUUGCACUUAUAGUACAACAGUGAAAAUCUAAGAUUAUUUUAAGAAGCUAUAUGUAUAGUUGUUACUACUAUAGCAUAGCUAAUCAUUGAGGUUAAAUUAAAAUUAAUGGAAGAAACUUUAUGUAAUGUUAAACUGAAUGUUAUUUUAGUUGUUCUGUUAUUAUUUAUUUUUUUCAGGUAUCAUUAUUUAUAAAAAAAACUAUCCUUUAUUUUCUUUUUCGUGUCCUUAAUUAAAUGUAGCAGUAAUUAUGAAGUUUUAAUUUUAAAACAUGAAAGUAGUUUUAGCUGGUUGUUACUGUUAGGUGCAGUUUUAAAAUUUUAUUUGUUAAAUAUUUUAUCAUUUUAAAUGAAAAUAAUAUGUGUGUAUUCUAAAAUAAAUGAGGUUUUCUUAUAGCCCAGUAACUAGUACAGCGUAAAGGGCCCCACAUACUUAGGCUCACAUACAGUAUGCAGAGCUUCAGAAGGUUCCCCUUUGAUUUAAACUUUGCUCAAGAUAGCAAAGUUGUGUCUAUUUAUGAAAAGCAUUUAAGAAUACGUUGGGCAGAUGAGUAGUACUGUUUUGUAUUUAUUUAGUUUCUAAAACUGUAAUUUUUUAGGAGGGUGAAAAAG
Bacillus rossius redtenbacheri is the source of this 2695-nucleotide messenger RNA. RefSeq lists its product as uncharacterized. The transcript has 5 exons. The record is from RefSeq and is a predicted model, not a curated record. The coding region runs from base 265 to 1893 and encodes 542 amino acids. NCBI's taxonomy places the organism in Eukaryota, Metazoa, Arthropoda, Insecta, Phasmatodea, Bacillidae.